Brachypodium distachyon (stiff brome) is the source of this 752-nucleotide messenger RNA. RefSeq lists its product as uncharacterized. Bases 28 to 444 code for a protein of 138 amino acids. Gene Ontology annotation, cellular component: chloroplast outer membrane. Gene Ontology annotation, biological process: protein import into chloroplast stroma. The record is from RefSeq and is a predicted model, not a curated record. Gene Ontology annotation, molecular function: amino acid transmembrane transporter activity. The transcript is spliced from 3 exons. NCBI's taxonomy places the organism in Eukaryota, Viridiplantae, Streptophyta, Magnoliopsida, Poales, Poaceae.
CAUAGCCCGCCGUCCCGUUCAUGGCAUAUGGCGCGCGGCCCACCGCCCAUUCUCGCAUUGGCCCUCCAUCCGCCGACGCAACUAGGCCGAGAUGCCACAGUGGAUGUCCGCCACCAACCUCCUGAGCGCCUAUCCUCCUCAAGAAGAGCCAUGAAGGGCUACCGUCAUCCGCCGGAGCUAGCGGAGCCUUGCAGAUGGGCCACUUUUAGGCGGUCUAGCAGAAGUAAAACUGGUACUGUUGCUGUAGUUUAUGUAGGCAUGGAUUGCGGAUUGCAAAGGAUCCGCGGUUGCUCUGACUGGAAAAAUGCUCUGAUCGGCGGUGUUGUGAGCGGCGCUCUGAUCUGCACGGCGAGCAAUAACCACCGGGACAAGAUCGUCAAGGACGCCAUCACCAGAGGCGCCAUCAGCGGUCGAAUUCAUCAACUACCUCACCUACCUAUGUAACAGUUGUUCGUUCGCGGCAGUGUUUCUAUCUGUAUUACUAUCAGACAACAAGAAAUAAGGACUUCUUGAUUGAAGGAAAGCCAUCCGUGUGGUCGGUCAGGGUAAUCAAUAAAUUCUGCUGCUGCUGUUGUGUUGUGUACAUGUUCUAGGGUAAUCGAUCUCAAUUUUUGUCAUGCUCAGAUUCUUAAAUCUCCUGAUAAAGCAUAGGUUUCCCUGCUUUUGGAAAUUUUUGGGUGAGCUUAUUGUGUACAUGAUCUACCUUUAUGUUUGGUUGAUCGAGUUGCUAACUUACAAACAUGUUGGUCUAA